AUGGAUCAACUAGUUGGUACAUUCCACACGACCAGGAGUGCUGCGCAAGCAUUCAUCACGGGAAGUAUCAAGGGGUCAAUUGUCUGGACGCACCCCACGACCGGAUGCCGUCCUAACAAAGCCAGUGAACUCGUCGUUCUCUUAUUGGGUCGUUCCCUCCACCCGCUACGGCACGUCGAAGGCCAGAAGGCCGGGAUCCGAAACAUGACGCAUACACUGGCUAUGGAGUGGGCCCAGCAUGGCAACGGUGUCAACAACGUCUUGUCCGGCCUGGUCAACACUGCUUCGACAUAUUGGGUGCCGCAGUUGCCCCCGAUUAGAAGCAACAGCUAA
Messenger RNA from Penicillium riverlandense, 333 nucleotides. RefSeq lists its product as uncharacterized. The record is from RefSeq and is a predicted model, not a curated record. The coding region runs from base 1 to 333 and encodes 110 amino acids. Lineage: Eukaryota; Fungi; Ascomycota; Eurotiomycetes; Eurotiales; Aspergillaceae. The transcript is spliced from 2 exons.